Molecule: messenger RNA, 1875 nt
Organism: Schizophyllum commune H4-8
Lineage: Eukaryota; Fungi; Basidiomycota; Agaricomycetes; Agaricales; Schizophyllaceae
Exons: 2
Coding region: 40-1584 (514 amino acids)
Molecular function (GO): protein binding
Source: RefSeq, a predicted model, not a curated record
GGAGCCGCACCUUGCUCCCGACCGUCAUCAGUGAUCAGCAUGCAUCUGGCUCUAUGUAUUCUGGACAUACAGAUCGCCAUAUUCGACUUAUUGAGUGAGAAGCGAGACCUGCUCAGUGCGAUCCUCGUUUGCAAGGACUGGCAGGAUGUGGGCGAGACGCUGCUUUGGAAGGAACUGCCCAAUCUGAUCCCUCUGCUCAUGCUCAUGCCCAAGGAUGCAUGGCGGGUCAACAGAUUCCCGCAGUCUAUUGUGCUCCCUUACACUUUUGCCUUCACUCGGAAAAUCACCGAGGAUGACUGGUCGCAUGUGUAUCGACGCGCUCGUCUCGUCCGAAGCAUCACUUUCGAGCUGCUAUCGCACUCCCCGAGUCUCCUGAAGGAAGUGGCGCGCCGUCCUCCCAAGCGACCGCUCUUUUCGCAGAUCGACUGUCUCAACUUCCGUGGAACGCCUGGCGACCUACAUACUCGGCCAGUCCCCGAUGGGUUCAUGGACGUCUUUUACCACACCAACACAAUCGUGGAUCUGGAUUGUCAUAAGAUAUCGCCCUUCUGCUUACCUGACGCGCACAGGCUGCAUGCUGUCGGUGACGUUUGGAUCGUCUGGGUGCCGAAGCAUGGACCAGGACUCAGUGACGAGGCGGCAUGUCGCGCGCAUGCAAUCUCCGUCGUCGAUGCUUUCCUUGCGUGUCAGCCAGCCUCGCUGGUUUUGUCAUUCAUCAAAGUACCCUUCUCUACCACGCUCCUCCAGCGUCUUUACGGCUGCAAAUCUCUGUGCGAAUUGACCGUCGCUUACGAUAACGCCUAUGACGAUGCCCAACUCAGUGCGCCAUACCCUACAAAAGCGAGCCUACCAAAUCUACGCAGCUUGAAAGUUCGGGAGGCCGCGACCGCGACGUGCACCGCAGCUGCGAUCGCUGCAGCUUGCACCGCGCUCUCAGAGUUGGAGGUCGACUUUGGCGAUCAUGGGGACGACACUCACCUUCUGGACCUCGCAUCAACGAUCCACUCGCACCUCGAUGCAUCUAUGCUGCAGGUCGUCGCCAUCUCCUGGCAGGGUUGGGCGCUACAAAUGGCACACCUCGCACCGUUGACCGCGGCUGAGAACCUCGAAACGCUGUUACUGCUUGGGGGGCGGGCAUCGCAGAGCAUGCUCGCGGACGCGGACUAUGAGCGACUCUUCCCCCACUGGCCGCGGCUGCAGACGUUGUGCGUCGAGGCCGAGGAUGCCGUGGGCAGGUGCACGCUGGCCACGCUCGGCGUUCUGGCGCAGUGCUGUCACUAUAUAGAACGGAUCGACCUUCCUCUGGCGGAUGCGACGGCCCCUGCUCCUCAGCUCACCCAGAUCGGGCAACCACUGAGCUCUGUGGAGGUCAAUGAAGCUGCGGUACGACUCACAUUCAAUUUGGUGUCCGAGUCGGACCCGGAGACCUUGGCUACAUUUCUGUUGGGACUCUUUCCUCGACUGGAGCAAGUCGUAGCAGGGCGACAGGUUAGAGAUAUUGUUGAGAGACACCAGUGGUACCAAGUAGGGCAACGGAUCAAGGAGAUGCAGAUGCGGCAAAGUGCGAUGGAUGUGCAACACUAGGGACGUGAUGGCCACGCGCCGCAGUAGCACUUCAACUGGCUAUAUUGUACGAGCGAGGGCGUAUUUCUACACAUUGUAUCUCGUAUUUUGUAGACUCUGUAAACUGCUCUCAACGAUUUGACGAUUACCAUAAUGACGAUCCCUAUAGAGGGCCCUAGAGAGGACAAUACCCACCGGAAGGGCAUGGAUAAACUGCUCGAUGAGCUCGAUCGCGUGGCGGGUGAAUUAUGGUGGUAUGCUCGUGCAGGUCCCUGACAGUGGACUUUCGAAGUGGCGGCGUAGUCAUGUAAG